AUGACGCAGGCCGUUGAACCUUCGGGGAUUAUUGUCCUCCUCGUUACCCUCUUCGUUUACCUCAAUCUGGGUCUGGCGCUCGAAUUCGCGUUCCCGGGUGCUCUCAACUACCUUUUCCAGGAUUCCAGCCUCUAUGCAUACUGGGCCCGUAUCCAAGCAAUCUUCUUCUUUAAGCGGGUUCUUGCUUGGACAGGAUCCGCCUUGACCUACGACCCCGAUCUAAUCGGCGGGGCGGAGACGGAGGCUGAGCAGGACUAUACAUUGACCAUCAACUCGGGGAUAGACCACACCAAACAUGACUCGGAAGCGCAGGCCUAUGCUGGUUCUGAGCUUCGCCGGCGGGACCUGAUGGCGAAGCAUGAGGAAUUUCUGCGCCGCUACGGGUACGGCCUUCAAGACGAAUGUGCCGUGUGCAUGGUCCGGUUCGAGGAGAUCGUUACGGAGCACGAGGCGGAUGCCCUCCGCCGUGACCGCCGCUCCGCAAUCAUAAGGCUGCGCUGCAACCACGUCUUUUGCACCAACGAUUUGAUUCACUGGCUCGACGAUGGUAAUGGCUUGUGCCCGUUGUGCCGCGCCCCCAUUACGGAGGACGGGAGCCGCCCUCACCCUCUCCGCAUGCCUUCCUAA
This is a messenger RNA of Fomitopsis serialis, 627 nucleotides long. RefSeq lists its product as uncharacterized. NCBI's taxonomy places the organism in Eukaryota, Fungi, Basidiomycota, Agaricomycetes, Polyporales, Fomitopsidaceae. Bases 1 to 627 code for a protein of 208 amino acids. The record is from RefSeq and is a predicted model, not a curated record. The transcript has 3 exons. Gene Ontology annotation, biological process: protein ubiquitination. Gene Ontology annotation, molecular function: metal ion binding; ubiquitin protein ligase activity.